UUCCCUUCUUUCUUUCUUUUGGUUGCUAUUACGAAACCUGUUUUGAAUCUGCCCACCGCCCGCACAAUCUUAGUUUCCCUUUUCUUUAGAAUUCGUUUUUUCUACUGUUUCUUUGGCUUGCCUUUACCAAAUCCACAACCCCUCUUCAACUCUAUUUCACAGCUCUCUUUCCUUCGCACCAUCCAUCCACUUUGCAAUUACAUAGAUUCACUUCUUUUCUCAUUUUUAUCAACUUGGACCAGUAUUACUAGUAGCAAUCGAUAGAUUGAGAUUUCUCACCCUUUUUUUUUCUUUUGCUAUUUGUUUGUCUUUGGCGGACACUGCAGUGUUCAUUUCAGCAGCUUCUUGCCAAGAAAAGAGCACGCCUCUUUUUCAUUUUUAGUCAGUCUUAAGCUGUCCGCUGUUUGCGGCUCCUGCAGCUUCCUUUCUUUUUUUUUUUUUUUUUUGUGUGUGGAGAAAUUCAGAGAGCUGUGAUUUGAUUGUUAUCUUAGAAUAAAACUGCCAAGUUUCUAUGUUGUGGUGGUGGAUGAGAUGAGGGAUGCUAUCCGGGUUGAUGAACUUUCUCAAUGCCUGUCUCUGGCCACGGUCAGAUCAGCAGGCACGUUCUGCCUCAGAUUCUGGCGGCCGGCAAGAGGGACUCCUUUGGUACCGAGACUCCGGUCAGCACGUCUUUGGUGACUUCUCCAUGGCCGUUGUUCAAGCCAACAGCUUGCUCGAGGACCAGAGCCAGCUCGAGUCUGGCUCUCUAUCCUCCCUCGACUCUGCUCCCUUUGGCACCUUUGUUGGCGUCUACGACGGCCACGGUGGCCCUGAGACCUCCCGCUUCAUCAAUGAUCAUAUGUUCCACCACCUCAAGAGGUUUACUGCGGAGCAACAGUGUAUGUCAUCGGAGGUGAUUAAAAAAGCCUUCCAAGCGACCGAAGAAGGUUUCCUAUCUAUAGUUACCAAUCAGUUUCCAACUAGACCUCAGAUAGCCACUGUGGGAUCGUGCUGUCUUGUAAGCGUCAUCUGCGAUGGGAAGCUCUAUGUGGCCAACGCGGGGGACUCCCGGGCAGUGCUGGGACAAGUCAUGAGGGUGACUGGGGAGGCUCACGCCACCCAGCUCUCGGCCGAGCACAACGCAUCUAUAGAGUCAGUGCGCCGGGAACUUCAAUCCCUGCAUCCGGAUCAUCCCGAUAUUGUGCUUCUGAAACAUAACGUCUGGCGAGUAAAAGGCAUCAUUCAGGUUUCAAGAUCCAUUGGUGAUGUGUAUUUGAAACGGCCAGAGUUCAACAGGGAACCUCUGUAUGCCAAAUUCCGCCUAAGGUCACCGUUCAGCAAGCCAUUACUGAGUGCAGAGCCGGCGAUCACGGUGCAUACACUGGAGCCGCACGAUGAGUUUAUAAUAUGCGCUUCAGAUGGACUCUGGGAGCAUAUGAGUAACCAAGAAGCAGUAGAUAUCGUCCAGAAUCACCCGCGUAACGGGAUUGCAAAGCGGCUGGUGAAAGUAGCGCUUCAAGAAGCGGCAAAGAAGAGAGAGAUGAGAUACUCAGACCUGAAGAAGAUUGACAGAGGGGUGAGGCGACAUUUCCACGAUGACAUAACAGUGAUAGUUGUCUUCUUUGAUACGAACCUAGUGAGCAGAGCAAGCUUGUUGAGAGGACCGGCAGUGUCAGUGAGGGGAGCUGGUGUGAACCUGCCUCACAACACAUUGGCGCCUUGCACAACCCCCACACCUGGCGCCUCCUGACCCUGCCUCCCCUCCCCCACCCACUAUUGAAUUUUACGCUCUCCUCUUCUAAAUUCUUUUCUAAGAUCUCUUCUUCUGUAACUAUAUAUAUAUAUAUAUAUAUAUAUAUUUGAUUAUUACUGCUAUUAUUAUCAUUGACUGGGGGAAAGGAUAAACAAGUGCUAGUUUUGUUGGUUCCCUCCUCUUUUGUUAGCUGUGGACUUGAGCAAAGAAAUGGUCACAACGAAUAUUUAUUCUUCUUC
Capsella rubella is the source of this 1971-nucleotide messenger RNA. Its product is annotated as probable protein phosphatase 2C 64. NCBI's taxonomy places the organism in Eukaryota, Viridiplantae, Streptophyta, Magnoliopsida, Brassicales, Brassicaceae. Bases 539 to 1729 code for a protein of 396 amino acids. The record is from RefSeq and is a predicted model, not a curated record. The transcript has 4 exons. Gene Ontology annotation, molecular function: cation binding; protein serine/threonine phosphatase activity. Gene Ontology annotation, biological process: protein dephosphorylation.